This is a messenger RNA of Chaetomium globosum CBS 148.51, 417 nucleotides long. RefSeq lists its product as uncharacterized. The transcript is spliced from 2 exons. The record is from RefSeq and is a predicted model, not a curated record. Bases 1 to 417 code for a protein of 138 amino acids. Lineage: Eukaryota; Fungi; Ascomycota; Sordariomycetes; Sordariales; Chaetomiaceae.
AUGGAGUGGGCUAAAGACCAAUACAACAAGCAAUAUGAGAGCUGGGUCCCCUGGUUAGAGGACAUCUACCUGCGCUACUUCACCCGCGACAACAAGGCGAGCUACACGACACGGGAAAACCUCGCCAAAACCAAACUCACCUCCAACCCGCAAGCCAACGCCCUCCAAGACGGCGUCAACGACCUGGUCGCCAACCAGGUCGGACAGGACGGGCUGGCGCGCCCCAUCGGCGACACCAUCUCGCGCGAGGGCAUCAACCGUGCCGAGAGGCAGGGCAAGGACGAGAGCGGUGGCUAUGUGCCGCGGGAAGUGACUGGCGCGGGUGAGGCGGCUGCGGGGGGUGCGGGUGGCGUUGUUGAGGGGGUGGGGGAGGGGGUCGGGAAGGUGAAGGGGGUUGUUGGGGGGUUGUGGAAGUGA